AUCGGUCGAAGACUCCCACUAGCGACGAAGGUAGCGAUGAGGAAUAUGCGGGUGGUAGCAGCAAUUCCAUGGCCCCCGUUGUAAGUGUACCCGUAUGGAAUGAGGCUGAGAAGGCAUCUCCGACGUUAUUAGACGCCUGUAAACGAGGGGAUAUAGACCUGGCAAGACGGUUAUUGGGUACUGCAAAAGCUAAUAUAUCGUUCAGGACAAAGAGAGAAGUAAGUAUACACGACUGCACACACACCAACACAGCCACAUCAGACACGACGGAACAUAAUCGGGAAGAACCGCGCACGCCAAGGCAAGCAGACGAAUACGAGCAUGCAGGUGUUGAUAGGAGCUUGCUUGCGGAUGGUGGUAUGGGCGAAAUGCGACAAGAUGAUGAGCAAACCUCGCUGAAUAUAGAUGCACAAGACGAGAAUGGUAUGACAUGCUUACACUGGGCGUGUGACCGAGGGCAUCCUGAUAUUGUUCGAGCGCUGGUUGAGAAGUGCGCAGACGUGGGGGUUACUGAUAACGAUGGGCAGUCGGCAUUGCACUAUGCUGCUUUCUGCGGGCACCUAGAUGUGGUGAGAGUCUUAUUGUGGGCAGGGGCGGACCGCGAAAUCGAGGACAAUCAUGGUCAGACGGCUUUGGACUGCGCCGAUGACUUCCCAGACAUAAUGGAAUUACUCGGCUCAAGUCGGCACUCUAGUUUGCUAGCCGAAAAGUAGAUACAAGUAUUAUUAAUCAACGUUGCGGGCACCGAGUUGUACCCGGCUUCGCACAACACAUAAAAUUCCCGACUGUGAAAUCAUCAAUCUACGGGAUACACUAAAAACACAAUACAUAUGGAUUCGGAGAGUGACAUACUUAGUAACACGACGCAGACAAGGGAAGGAAAACGUGUCAAAAACCCUGCCUUCGUGCGAGAUAAAUAUGGGUGAGCUCAUUGAUCGAAUCAAAUCAAAUAAAAUAAGUUGUGCAACAUGGCA
Molecule: messenger RNA, 974 nt
Organism: Sphaeroforma arctica JP610
Lineage: Eukaryota; Ichthyosporea; Ichthyophonida
Exons: 2
Coding region: 69-713 (214 amino acids)
Molecular function (GO): protein binding
Source: RefSeq, a predicted model, not a curated record